AUGGAGGAGACACCAGCGACCACACCAGCGGCGCACCUACAACCCUCACCGCGUGCAGGAGGAGAAGGAGAAUGCUACUUUGAUUGGCUGGCGGACGAGCUGGUACUUCACAUCUUGAGCUUCCUGCCCCACCACCCUUGCCCCUCGCACACGGCCCUCCUCCUGCCGGCCGUGUGUCGUCGCUGGGCGUGGGUGGUCCGCGACCGCAGCCUCGGCCCCGCCAAUCUCGCCCUCGCCGACCUGCUCGACGGUGCCGAGGCCCUGCGCGAGCUGCCCGGCCUGGCCGGCUACGAUACCGUACCGAGCGUCAAGAAGGGCUACGCCAUCGACAAGGCCACCUCCGUGGGCCUGCCGCUACGUUGGUCGGUCAACGCCCUUGUGUGCGGCCCGCGCGGUACGGGCAAGUCCACGCUGGCCGGGCUGCUGCUCUACUUCUACGGCGCCGCGACGCAGCUGGAGCUCGAUCGCACGAAGCAAGAGCUCGAGGUCCUCUACGAGGGCCUGCAGCAGCCGAAGCUGCCCAAGGGCAAUCCCUACGCCGGGCGCGACAGCACCUGCGGCAAGCAGAACCUCUACUCGGCGCUGUGCGAUCGCACGCGGGAGGAACGUGUCAGCGGGCGAUCAGUCCACGGCCACACCAGACAAGUGGCCGUCUGGCCAAGAUGCACGCUGACGCUGAUGGACACCCCCGGGUCGUAUGAGCUGCCCAAGCCCUUCAUGUCCGCAGCAUUUGGGGCUCAGUGCGGCGUCGUGGUGGUGGAUGCCACCACAAUAUUGAACGACCAGCACAAGCUCCCUGAGGGAGCUGAGCUGCUCCCUGUAUACAAAUUCUUUGACGUGAGCCCGCUAAAGCGCGUCACGGAUCAACUGGCGGUGUUGAGGACCAACAACGUUAAGCGAUUGAUCUUUCUGAUCAACAAGAUGGACAGGGUCAAAUAUUCGCAGGAUGUCUUUGAGAAGGUGUGCGCCGAGCUGCUCGUGUUGGUGGGCACCACGGCCAAGAACUAUUGGCCUCAGAACAACCUCGUCUUCAUCCCCAGCUCCUACAGGGACCUCACGACCCUCUUCGGCCCCAAGGCAAAGGGCUCAGCCUCACCGAUCCUCGACGAAGACCUGGACUUCGUCCUCCCGCCCUCGUCACCCUACUACACCCUCAAGCAGAAGAAGGAUCCCAAAGGCAACCACCCAACGCACUCCACGACAUUUUGGCCAAAAGAUGACUAA
Acanthamoeba castellanii str. Neff is the source of this 1224-nucleotide messenger RNA. RefSeq lists its product as uncharacterized. Gene Ontology annotation, biological process: translation. The transcript has 6 exons. The coding region runs from base 1 to 1224 and encodes 407 amino acids. The record is from RefSeq and is a predicted model, not a curated record. Gene Ontology annotation, molecular function: GTP binding; GTPase activity; protein binding. NCBI's taxonomy places the organism in Eukaryota, Discosea, Longamoebia, Acanthamoebidae.